UAUCUCGCAAAACGUCAACAUUUCGGACAGUGUGGGAUGUUGCAAGCCUCCCCUAUCUGAGUUAAUUGUAACUGUGAAACCACUGGAGAGGGAGAAGGCAUGACAGUGCUUGUUGCUGAGAGUAAAGUGAUGUACACACUGACUGCUCUGCAGGUUCCUUUCACUCCUUAUUGGCUCUACUGAAGGUUGCUGCCCCAAGGGGACGUGGGUGGCUUAGCAUCUAGUGGUCAUUAUGUCAAUGCUUGGGACAAGAGGUCAGCUUUAUUGAUCAGUGAGCAGUGCACUGUUGAUAAAAAAAAAGGGUUUAGGUGUUUGGAAUUGAAACUGACUCAUUCACCUGAGACAGUGUCUGGUCUGCCAUGGAUCCAGGGAAACAUCCCUCCCUUCUCCUCUUACUUAUGCUGGGCAGUUUUGCACUGUACCUGCCCAGUGCCUCUGCAGUUGUGAGAGAACAUUAUGUGGCUGCUGUGUUUGCUGAUUGGAACUACCAACACCAACAAAACCAGAGCUCCAAUUUUAUUUAUAAGAAGCUAAUAUACAGAGAAUAUGAAGCAGGUUUUAAAAGGGAAAAAACUGUUCCAGCCUUUUCAGGUAUCUUGGGCCCAACCCUACGAGCAGAAGUUGGAGACACACUGAAGAUCCAUUUCAAAAACCUAGCUGAUAAAGCUCUUACCAUUCACCCACAGGGGAUCCAGUAUGGGAAGAGGUAUGAAGGUUCAGAAUAUGCAGACAGGACUUCUGGUGCGGAAAAGAUGGACGACAAUGUUGAACCAGGCCAAACCUACACCUACAACUGGGAUAUUACCGAAAAUGUGGGACCCAAGGACACUGAUCCAUUUUGCCUUACAUAUACUUAUUAUUCUCAUGAAGAUAUGGUGCAAGAUUUAAACUCAGGACUGAUUGGCCCAUUACUUAUAUGUAAAAAUGGAAGCCUAAAUAUUGAUGGUACCCAGAAAUUCUUCAAUAAAGAAUAUAUCCUAAUGUUUGCUGUAUUUGAUGAAAGCAAAGGUUUUCAAACAGUAACCUCAAAAAAUGAUGGAAUGUUAAUAUAUACAGUAAAUGGCUAUGCUAAUGGUACCAUGCCAGAUAUGCAAGCCUGUGUUGGAGAUACCAUCAGCUGGCAUAUAAUAGCGAUGAGCUCCAAACCAGAGGUAUUUUCUGUCCAUUUCUUUGGUCAAAGUUUGGAACAAAACCAUCAUAGAGUGUCCGUAAUUGGCCUUGUUGGCUCGUCAUCAACAACAGCAAACAUGACAGUAAGCCAGAGUGGAAGAUGGCUGAUAACAUCGCUUAUUCAUAAACAUAUUGAAGCUGGUAUGCAUUGCUACUUUGACGUGAAAACAUGCAGUGGCAAAGUAAGCUCUGUCCGCAGAUUAUCGAAUUCUAAUAGGAGAUAUAUUAAAGUUUGGGAACACUACAUAGCUGCAGAAGAGAUUUCAUGGGACUAUCAUACAGGCGACACAGGAAACAGGAAACACUGCCCACAAAAAUAUAAAAAAGUGGUCUAUAAAGAAUAUACUGAUAAAACCUUCACAUCACGUUUAUCUAAAGAAGAAAAACUAUUUGGGCCUGUUAUUAGAGCUCAAGUGAGAGACACCAUAAUGGUUGUAUUUAAGAAUAUGGCAAGUAAACCCUACAGCAUUUAUCCACAUGGAGUAUCAAUUCAUAAGGAUUCAGAAGGUGCAAAUUAUCCUCCGGACCUAAAAGGUGCUGAAACACAGGAUCAGGCUGUCAUGCCAGGAGACAUAAGGACCUAUCAUUGGACUGUUCUUGAUACAGAUGAACCCACAAAAAACGACUCUCAAUGUCUAACGAGAAUGUAUCACAGUGCUGUUAACAUCCAUAGGGAUAUAGCAUCUGGGCUUGUUGGUCCACUUCUGAUUUGCAAAUCUAUGUCUCUAAAUACCAGGGGUGCCCAGGAAAAAGCUGAUCAAGAGCAGAUAGCCACGUUUGCUGUGUAUGAUGAGAACCUAAGUUGGUAUCGUGAAGAAAACCAAAAGGCGUGUAGUAAAGUUAACUCAGAUUACAAAAAUGAAUACAAUUCUAAUGUCAUACAGACUAUAAAUGGGAAUGCUGCCUUGAAUUCAAUAUUAGGCUUUUGCCAUGGCCAGGUUACUCAGUGGCAUGUUUCCAGCAUAGGAGUCUUGGACGAAAUAAUUAGUGUUUAUAUUACCGGUCACUUGUUUCGAAACAAAAGAAAAAGUGAAGAUGUAAUCAAUGUCUUUCCAAUGAGCAGUGAAAGCGUCACUGUGGAAAUGGACAAUCAAGGAGUUUGGCUGUUUGGAACGUUUGGCUUCUCCAAAAAAAAUGAAGGCUUGAAAAUGAGAUUUAGGGAUGUUAAGUGUGAACCAGAAUUUAAUGAAUAUGAAUAUGAGGAUAUAUUCUUUAACAGUAAAGAAAUUACUCGAAAAGACUCUCUAGAAACCUCAGAUAGAUAUCCUAUCGAACAAGAUGGAGGAGAUGAAGAAGAUGAUGAAGAAAGAGAAGGAGAAGACCACGCAAAUGACAAAAGUUCUAUUGACGAGAGUGAUGAUUACAGUGACACCUUGGCUUCAAUGUUUCUUAUUCGCUCAUUAAGAAACAACACAGGAGAAAAAGGAGAGGAACUUAAUUUUACAGCUCAGGCUAUUGAAGAUAUGGAAAGUACACUAAUAGAAAAUGUAAGUAAUUCCACUAGACUAUCGGGUUUUAAAAAAAAUGCAAGCGAUUCAUCUGAUGAACAGUCAAAAGUGGAGGAGAAUUCAUUGGAGCAUCCUGAAAAUAUAUCUAGUGAAGUAGAUAAAGCAAUGUGGAUAGAAGGGCCUGGCAAUAAAACAUCCAUCAAAAUAAACAGUGAAUUUAAUAAAACAAAUAUGUUGGACAAAGAGGCACUUGAGCUGUUUAGUAUAGAUGAAAAUGGCGUUGGAAAUGAAGAAUUGCUUAAUAACAGGACAGAAGAACAUCAAAACAUCACAACUAUGGCCGAGAUGCUGAAUAGCAUAGGAGGAGGAACUGAGAGUCCAGAGUUUGUGUUAGUAGACAAUAGUAAUCAUUUAGAGGAAUUUCCUGAAAAAUCCAUUAAUAAAAACAUAGAUGGUGAAAUACAGUCUUUUAUGCUCUUUGGAAAUAAUUCUGAUGACAUAGAAGUUAAAACCAUGGUAAAAAGACAUAUUCCAUAUGAAACAGAAAACACCACAUAUGUCUACUUAGAUAAAAAUGACAUACCAGAGAAAGAAGCUCAUGAGUUAAAUUUCCCAUCUAAAAUUGAGAAAAAUUACUCUGACAAUGUGAUGCCACAGACUAUUAAAACCAUGAUCCCCGUAUCAGGACUAUCCAAUGAUUCAAACCAGUUACCGAUCAAAACACUAAGGUUGUUAACAGAAAGCAAGCAAAGUGAUUUUAUAGAUCAUCAUACUACAAACUUGACAUUAAAAUCAUCAAUCUACUCUACUGAUCGCAGUUCCAUAGAGGUAAAUAUAAACAAAUUUAUAGGUCCAGAGGUAGUUUCACCAACACGUGCUAGUCGUUUGCCUUCAUCAGGUCCAGAUGAUUUUGUGGAUUUAAAGAGAAGUACACUAACUCACCCUAGUCGGUCUGAUCUCUCAAACACUAGCAAUUUUGAGAACUUAGAUACAAACGGGACACCAACUUAUCCAAGCUACUCAACAUCACAAGGACUAACCAUAGACCAUGAGGUGGACUUCGAAUUUAAAGAAAUGUUUGGGGAUAAGAUGUUGGACGACAUAAUGAAAGCCAUAUAUUAUUCGAUGGACACUAAUGAAACAGUUGAAGAGACAAAUAAUUUGGCAUUAGAAGAAAAAAACAUUGAUGGUAUGGCAGGUUUACUAAAUGAAUCUCUCACAUUAUCAAGUAACAAAACUAAUCAGGAACAGUUUAUAAUAAACCAGGAAACCAUGAAAGAAAACCAAACAAGAGAACUACAUGGAAUAAGAAACCCCACGGGGCAAAAAAAGAUUAGAAGUGUACUUCAUAGGGAAAAAAAAGAUGCAAAUGUCCCCGGCAAAAGAACAGGUCAUCAGAAAUUUUAUUCUAUUAAAAAUGACUCUAGUGAGAUACAUGAACUGCUUGAGGUCGAUAAGGAAGUUUUGUCAAAUAUUUCCGUACGUAGCAGUAGUGGCAAGCCAGCGUUAUCUCCCAGAGGACCGAGACCAGAAAUUAUCAUUGGGGUCUCCAAAACUGAUGAUGAUAGUUAUACAGAAUAUGAUUAUGGCACAUUGUUUGAAGAAGUUUCAAUUCCUGCUAUUCAAUAUAUCUUUUACGAAAAUCCAUACGAAAUACACAAUGAAGAUGAUAUAGAACGUUUCACCAACCCAGAUGUCAUUACAGAACGGUACUUGCGUAGUUCAAAAGGAAACAAGAGAACUUAUUGCAUUGCUGCUGUGGAAAUACAGUGGGAAUACUCUGGAAGUCCAAAAAGUUGGAGUAAUGCAUAUGAGUCACAAACAAGUCAAACCAGACAAACACAAUUCACAAAAGUAGUUUUUCGGGAGUAUACAGACAGCACAUUUCAGACCCCUGAAGAUCAAAGUGAAUAUGAGGAGCAUCUUGGAAUAUUAGGACCUGUUAUAAGAGCUGAAGUUGGUGAUGUCAUAAAGGUUACAUUUAAGAAUUUAGCUUCGAGACCAUAUUCUCUUCAUGCGCAUGGUGUUUCAUAUGAAAAGUCAUCAGAAGGAUUUGGUUAUGAUGACGAGACCUCCGACUGGCUAAAGAAAGAUGACAUUGUUCAGCCAGGAGAAAAACAUGUAUAUGUGUGGCAUGCUCAAACGCAAUCUGGACCAGAGCCAGAUGGGUUAGAUUGCAGAGCAUGGGCCUACUACUCCGCCGUGAACCCGGAACGAGAUCUUCAUUCAGGCCUGAUUGGACCUCUGCUGGUCUGUAGAAAUGGAACACUAGAUAAGUACGACAACAGACCUUUGGAUAUCCGUGAAUUUAUACUGCUAUUUAUGACCUUUGAGGAAGAGAAAAGUUGGUACUUUGAAAAAAAUGACAAAAAGUCUUGCACAGAAGUAUCCACAAAGCAGUCAGGUAGUCAGAAAUGCUUCAUGUUUCAUGCCAUAAAUGGAGUUAUUUACAACCUGCAAGGGUUGCAGAUGUAUGAAAAUAAGAAGGUGAGAUGGCAUCUGUUGAAUAUGGGAGGCCCAAAGGAUGUACACGUAGUCCAUUUUCAUGGCCAAACUUUCAUUGAAAAUAUAAACAAAGAAACCCAGCAUGGAAUCUAUCCUCUUCUGCCUGGUUCAUUUGCAACAGUUGAAAUGGUUCCAUCCCGAGCAGGCCUAUGGCUCGUUGAUACUGAAGUUGCAGAAUACCAGCAAGCCGGAAUGCAGGCAAUGUUUCAGAUUUCUGAUUCAGUAUGCAAUACACCACUGGGCAUGGAGAGUCGUGUUAUACAAGACCAUCAAAUCACUGCACAACAUUACAUAGAUUAUUGGGAACCCAAAUUAGCCAGAUUAAACAAUGGAGGAGCAUACAAUGCCUGGAGUGCUAACAUGAAUAGAACGUCAUUACCAUGGAUUCAGAUUGAUUUUCAAAAACAAUUAUUAAUCACCGGGAUAAUGACACAAGGAGCAAGUAAAUAUUUUACUCAAUACUACACCAGAGAGUUUGUUGUUAUGUACAGUAAGGAUCGGAAAAAGUGGAUAGGUUUUAAAGGAAACGGCACUGCAAAGCAAAAGUUUUUUGAAGGCAAUACUGAUUCAUCCUCUAUAAAAGAAAACAGUUUCGAUCCUCCAAUUUCUGCCAGAUUUAUAAGAAUCUACCCAAUAAAAUUCAACAACAGACCAACACUUCGUCUGGAAUUUUUGGGAUGUGAAAUACAAGGUUGCUCUGUACCGUUGGGCAUGGAAAAUAAUAUUAUCAAGGAUGAACAAAUAACAGCCUCAUCCUAUAAGCAAUCCUGGUAUAAGUCAUGGAAACCUACCUUGGCCCGCCUCAAUAACCAAGGCAGUGUGAAUGCCUGGCAAGCAAAGUCAAACAACAAUCAGCAAUGGCUGCAAAUCGAUUUUCUGCAGACAAAGAAGAUUACUGCGAUAGCCACGCAAGGCGUCAAGUCAUUAGGUACUGAAAUGUUUGUGAAAACCUACAGUAUCCAUUACAGCGAAAAUGGGAAAGAUUGGAUACCCUACAUGGAUCAAUCCAUUUCAAUGGAAAAGAUUUUCAAAGGAAAUGUCAACAAUAACGGACAUGUAAAGAAUGACAUCAGCCCACCCAUAUUUUCACGUUUCUUGAAGAUUAUUCCUAAAUCUUGGAGUGAAAACAUUGCCUUGCGAGUGGAAGUUUUUGGUUGUGAUGCAUAAACACAGAGAUUUACGUGGAGGUUGUCAGAUUUACCUAGCUCAUUGUUCUAGAUAUUACCUAAGUAACAUGAUGUCUUUCUAAGUAUUAGUGUAAUCAAUAUUACAAACAAAGACGUUGAUUUAAUAUUUUUGGGAUAA
Pelobates fuscus (common spadefoot toad) is the source of this 6428-nucleotide messenger RNA. RefSeq names its product coagulation factor V (gene F5). The record is from RefSeq and is a predicted model, not a curated record. The transcript is spliced from 26 exons. Gene Ontology annotation, cellular component: plasma membrane. Bases 360 to 6290 code for a protein of 1976 amino acids. Lineage: Eukaryota; Metazoa; Chordata; Amphibia; Anura; Pelobatidae. Gene Ontology annotation, molecular function: oxidoreductase activity; signaling receptor activity; copper ion binding.